CCUCUGCUAAAUGUUGAUUGGCUCUGUAAGGAGGUGGUCGAAGCAUCGGUUGUUAAACUCGACCGUUGAUUGGCUGGUUACGCCUGUCUAUUACUUUCGCUAGAUUCUAACGUCAAAUGAACGCUUGUAAUGUUACUUUUUUUGAUUGCCCAAAAUGUCACACAGAUUGGAAAUGAUGGGAUGUAAAUUCAUUCUUAUUCACAGUGGUUAUCUCUGUCCCCGGUGUGUCUCUCUUAUAAAUAAUUAGUAUUGGAUGAUGAUAAUAGGACGUUCACAACUGAUUAGUCACUGUGGGGUCCACUGAAAUGUCUCUUUAGUGUAGUGUGUGUGUGUGUCAGCAGUGAACAGAACCCUUCCUUGGGGUGCAAAGAUAGUGAUCUUAGUCCCAUGGUAGGCAGAGUUAAUGGUGAUACUGUGCUGGUGUCAGACAGCCCAAUCAAAAUGAUGUGAGGGACAGAAAGGCCACUUAAAGGUCACAGGUGAUGAGAUUCCCAGUGGCACUGUUGACAUCAGGUAUCGUUCAGCAUUUUAAUCACAACUUUUCUUUUCCUCUGAGUGCAUUGUUGCCCGUAAAGGUCUCCAGCCUUAUCUCGAGGUAUGACGAAGACUGGAGGUGAGUUCAGGUCCUCCUCGCUGAUGCUAGGCCCUAUAAAAGGUGGAAAGAACAUCCAAAAAGAAACACAAACCACAGAGACACUUAAACAUACCUUCGAGAUACCUUCAGUAUUUGUUCAGCAUCAUGUGGAAGGCAGCGCUCUUGACCCUGGGCUUGUUGGUGGCUCUGGUAGACAGGGUGCGCCCCAAUGACGGUCAUCCCUCUUUUUAUGGGGUGAAACUGUGUGGAAGAGAGUUUAUACGAGCUGUCAUCUUUACCUGUGGUGGUUCUCGCUGGAGGAGAAGCGCAGAAGACUCGGCAUUUAUUGGAGAAGAGACCUAUGAUCCAUGGAAGGCAAAUCCCAUCCCUCAAUUUAUGAGCGAGCAAGAUCCUGCAGAGUCCGAACCAUGGAAAAAUCCAGCAUUAGAUGUGGCAUCUGUAGCAGCAGGACUCAGCCGCUCAGCUCGCUCACCGAUAACAGAAGAGGUCCUGGAGGCUCUACGGAGCGCAGACAGGAAAGGACGGGACGUAGUGGUUGGACUGUCCAAUGCUUGCUGCAAGUGGGGCUGCAGCAAGAGUGAAAUCAGCUCUCUCUGCUGAACUUCAAUUUUUCUAAAUAUACACCCUGUUCUGUUCAAAAUGAAGAACUUUACUCCCAUACACAAUGAACGGCUUGAACGAAAGUGAAAUGUCCACUUUCGUUCAACUACCUGUCCAUAAUGUGAAUGUCUUCUUGAUAUUUGUUUGCUCUGGUUGAUGUGGUUGUUUAAUAAAGCUUUGCUUA
Molecule: messenger RNA, 1379 nt
Organism: Neolamprologus brichardi
Lineage: Eukaryota; Metazoa; Chordata; Actinopteri; Cichliformes; Cichlidae
Gene: rln3b
Product: relaxin 3b
Cellular component (GO): extracellular region
Molecular function (GO): G protein-coupled receptor binding; hormone activity
Source: RefSeq, a predicted model, not a curated record